This is a messenger RNA of Durusdinium trenchii, 709 nucleotides long. The record is from the annotation of a GenBank genome assembly. Lineage: Eukaryota; Dinophyceae; Suessiales; Symbiodiniaceae.
CAUGGGGCGACGACCAGCCAAGUGCUACCGCUACAACAAGAACAAGCCUUACCCAAAGACCCGCUACUGCCGCGGCGUGCCUGACCCCAAGAUCCGUAUUUUCGAUGUCGGAAAGAAGAAGAUGCCUUGCGAUGAGUUCCCUGCGGCGGCGCACUUGGUCUGCGACGAGGACCAGCAGUUGACCUCCGAGGCGCUCGAGGCGGCGCGCAUCGCCGUGAACAAGUACAUGGUGACCAAUGCUGGGAAGGAUUUCUUCCACAUUCGCAUCCGGCCUCACCCGUUCAACGUGCUACGCAUCAACAAGACCUUGUCCUGCGCCGGGGCGGAUCGCCUCUCGAGCGGCAUGCGCGGCGCCUUCGGCAAGCCCUACGGCACCGCCGCGCGCGUGGACAUCGGCCAGGUCUUGAUCUCCUUGCGCACCAAGGAGGAGAAGAUCCAAUUCGCUGUGGAAGCCUUGAGGCGGGCAUCGGCCAAGUUUGCGGGACGUCAGAAGGUGCACGUCUCCAACAAGUUUGGCUUCACGAAGUACACGAAGAAGGAGUAUCAUGACUACAAGGCACAAGGACGCCUCGUCCCGGAUGGCACCAACGUGAGGUGGCUCAGCAGCCGUGGCCCCCUGUGGCGCCUCAUUGGACGUGAGAACGCCUGAGACGCCCCGAGUCUGAGGACAAGGAAAGGCGAAGCGAACAGGUGUGGCGCCAUGUGAGAA